Molecule: messenger RNA, 1200 nt
Organism: Corylus avellana
Lineage: Eukaryota; Viridiplantae; Streptophyta; Magnoliopsida; Fagales; Betulaceae
Gene: EXPA13
Product: expansin A13
Biological process (GO): plant-type cell wall organization
Cellular component (GO): extracellular region
Source: RefSeq, a predicted model, not a curated record
CCAACAACGAAUAAAAUAAAAGCCCAUCAGUACUAACAAAAGCCGAUGCCCAAGCCCACUAUUAGUCUAAUCAAAUACAAAAAGACAAGGUAAAGCAAACUCCACUCCAGCUAAACAAACAAACAAAAGCAUCCAACGUUAUUCAUCGGAGGAAACCUUCCUCUGUCGCUCUCUCCUCUUCGCUCUCACCCUGUCUGUCUCUCGCUAUCAAUAAUGUCCUUACCUCUAGUCCCCGCUCUAAUCCUCCUAUUAACGCUAUCAUCGACAGCUACUUCCCACGACUCCUCUUCUUCUUUUUUCUCGCCCUCCUCAUCCGCCCCUUCGCAAUCACCAACGCUAUCCGACUGGCAACCCGCACGCGCCACCUACUACGCGGCGUCGGACCCCCGGGACACGGUGGGCGGGGCAUGCGGCUACGGAGACCUUAAGAGGGCCGGGUACGGCAUGGCCACGGUGGGGCUGAGCGAGACGCUCUUCGAGCGCGGGCAGAUCUGCGGCGCGUGCUUUCAGCUGCGGUGCGUGGACGACCUGCGCUGGUGCAUCCCUGGCACGUCCAUCAUCGUCACGGCCACCAACUUCUGCGCUCCCAAUUACGGAUUUACCCCCGACGGUGGGGGCCACUGUAACCCUCCCAACAAGCACUUCGUCCUCCCCAUUGAUGCCUUCGAGAAGAUCGCCAUCUGGAAGGCCGGCAACAUGCCCGUUCAGUACCGCAGGAUGAAGUGCAGAAAGGAAGGGGGGAUCCGAUUUAGUAUCGAUGGUUCAAAUAUCUUCAUCUCAGUGCUGAUCACAAAUGUUGCUGGUGCUGGUGAUGUAGUAGCAGUGAAGAUCAAGGGAUCAAGAACUGGUUGGCUUUCAAUGGGUCGGAAUUGGGGGCAAAACUGGCAUGUAAAUGCUGAUUUAAGGAAUCAACCUCUUUCCUUUGAGGUCACUACCAGUGAUGGUGUGACACUUGCAUCUUACAGUGUUGCUCCCCAAAAUUGGAACUAUGGGCAAACGUUUGAAGGUAAGCAAUUUGUUUCUUAAAGGUCCUAAACAUGUUUUUUUGUCCUGCCUUUUUUUUUUUUUUUUAAGGGUGUAUAAUCAUCGUUCGAUUGCAAAUGUUGUGCUACAAAGAUGUAAGGGAAAGCAAAUGUAUUUGCGGAAAUGUGGGAGAUAAAAAAUCAAUCAAUCCACUUCUGAAAAAUCUUAAUUUUUGUA